AUGACACGAACAGUUCAUACAUUCAGUCUUUUCAUACUCUUAUCAUUCUUGAUACUGCACUGUUCUUCCACGUUAGCUCAUUCGGAAAAACUGAAUGAAAAGAACCCAUGCAAGAGAUUGGUUCUCUACUACCACGACAUCCUUUUCAAUGGCACAAAUGCCUCUAAUGCAACGUCAGCUGCAACUGCAAACCAUACAAAGCUCGGAAAGUUUGACCAUGGAAUGCUUGUGGUCUUCGAUGACCCCAUGACCAAAGAUAAUCACCUCUUAUCUCCUGCUGUGGCUCGAGCCCAAGGGUUUUACUUCUACGAUAUGAAGACUACAUAUAAUGCCUGGUUUUCUUACACGUUGAUUUUCAAUUCUAGUGAGUAUAAAGGUACACUUAACAUUAUGGGUGCAGAUAUGAUGGGUGAGGAAACAAGGGAUCUUUCUGUUGUUGGUGGCACAGGUGAUUUCUUCAUGGCACGAGGGAUUGCUACUUUUCGUACUGAUUCUGUACAAGGUGAUUAUUAUUUUAGGCUUCAAAUGGAUAUCAAAUUAUAUGAGUGUUAUUAGAUCAGACGAUUCCUAUUGAUCAUAUAAAAAUAUUUAAAUGUUAAAGAGCUUUAGUAUGCAUGGUAGUGUUUCUUUUUCGAUCAUGAUGUCACAAUGUAAUAUAUUAUAAUUAUCUUUA
Messenger RNA from Lactuca sativa (garden lettuce), 673 nucleotides. Lineage: Eukaryota; Viridiplantae; Streptophyta; Magnoliopsida; Asterales; Asteraceae. The record is from RefSeq and is a predicted model, not a curated record.